Melampsora larici-populina 98AG31 is the source of this 279-nucleotide messenger RNA. RefSeq lists its product as uncharacterized. The transcript has 2 exons. Gene Ontology annotation, molecular function: S-adenosylmethionine-dependent methyltransferase activity. NCBI's taxonomy places the organism in Eukaryota, Fungi, Basidiomycota, Pucciniomycetes, Pucciniales, Melampsoraceae. The coding region runs from base 1 to 279 and encodes 92 amino acids. The record is from RefSeq and is a predicted model, not a curated record.
AUGUCGGUAUGUCUGCUGAAAAAAGCGCGUCAGGGGGCACCAGAACGCGGCGCAUGCUAUGAACCAAUGCUCAUGGCCCUAGAUAGCUAUGUGGAACAAUUAUUGCCUGAAGUUAUUGAUCUGAGACAGAUUCGUGUCCUUGUACCAGGCUGUGGACUGGGUCGACUUGCUUGGGAGGUAGCUGAUCGAGGCUAUAUAUCACAAGGCAAUGAAUCAUCUUAUCAUAUGAUCAUGGCUUCCAACUUGGUCCUGAACAAGUUGAGUUGGAAAGUUUCAUAG